Messenger RNA from Spirodela intermedia, 672 nucleotides. Lineage: Eukaryota; Viridiplantae; Streptophyta; Magnoliopsida; Alismatales; Araceae. The record is from the annotation of a GenBank genome assembly.
AUGGCAGCGGCCGCGGCCGCGGCGACUUCGCCUCUCCGGCGGGUGGUGGAGCUCGACGAGGCCUGGUCUCUGCGGAUACACGAGGCCUGCCAGGUAGUCCCCCGGCGACUCCUCAAGGCGCUGGAGAUAUCUGGAGAUGGCCGGAUCUGGAUCCCCAUCCCCAUCGCCCUCCUCCUCGCUUCCCCGUCCCCGGAGCUCUACUGCGUCGCCAUGGGCCUCCUCGCAGGUUUCUUGCUCGAUCUCCUCUUCGUCGGCCUUCUCAAGCACCUCGUCCGCCGAUCCCGACCCCUGUACAACAAGGGGAUGUACCUUACAUUCGCCGUCGAUCACUGGUCUUUCCCCAGCGGCCACUCCUCCCGGGUAUUCUUCAUCUCCACCUUCCUGUACCUAGUCCGCGGCUCUCUCCGGGAAGCCGCCGCCGGUGUAGUGGGACCUUCUCCAUGGCCGCGGUGGCGGACUGUCCUCGAGGAUCGUGGUCUCGAGCUAGGUCAUCUCUUUCUGCCGUCGGUCUUCCUUUGGUCGGUUGUGACGUCGGCCUCUAGGAUCCUGCUCGGUAGACACUUCGUCGUCGACGUGAUCGCCGGGGGAUGUCUAGGUCUACUCGAAGCGGCGGUCGUGUUCCUCUUCUUGCUGCAUCCGACAUUUUUCACCAAGUUCUUGCUGGAUCGAUGA